This is a messenger RNA of Acyrthosiphon pisum (pea aphid), 2590 nucleotides long. RefSeq lists its product as uncharacterized. The transcript is spliced from 16 exons. The record is from RefSeq and is a predicted model, not a curated record. Lineage: Eukaryota; Metazoa; Arthropoda; Insecta; Hemiptera; Aphididae. Gene Ontology annotation, molecular function: protein binding. Bases 134 to 2590 code for a protein of 818 amino acids.
CCUUUGUACUUGCAGUGGUGAACAGUGGUUCCGUACAUAAUAUAUUAUACCGUAUAAGCAAUUAACAAUGUGUAUUACCUAGGCAUUGUUUAUUUUAAAUUCAAGAAACUAAAACGAUUUUGAAUUUACAAAAAUGAAUGUAGUAAUUGUCGCUAUACUAAUUUUAGAUAUUUUCGUUAUCGGCGGAAUAGCAAAUGUAGUUAUUGAAUACAAAUCACAUACAGAUAACUAUGACAUCACAACAAUUUAUAAAACAACGUCAGUAUAUAAUUUCGGAGAAGGAAGCAAUCGAAAACCUCCCAAUGUAACCAAGUGUUUCAGGUGCUAUGAUGCAAAAAUUCAUUUGAGAACUAAUGCUAUUGGUAUGCCAAUUGAGUUUAAUGGAUUAAUUCUGAGUUCCGAUAAGAAAAGUUUAGAAUUCAUAGUAGACAGAAAGUAUAAAACCACCAUUUCCACGCGAAACCAAAUUGAGUAUAACAUCAAAGAAUGGACCAUCUCGAAAUUAUCUAUGGCUGAUCCAGCUGGAAUUUUGAAAAACAAUCCCGAUUAUGAAUUAUUAUUGUGGAAUGCUAAAAGCAAUGCAGAAUCGUUCAAAAUUAAAUGGAAGCAAAGGAAUUUAAUGAAAAUGUGUAUAUCUGUAUCAUAUUUACUAGAAGAUGAGUCUAAAUGUAAUUUUUCAAUAAACUUAACUGAUGAAAAUAGUCCUCGAGUUAUAUAUUCUACUAAUAUAAAGGAAUCGAAAGUACUAAAAACGGUAUUGUUUAAAAGUGUUGAUUGGUUAUAUGAAAACAAAACAUACACUUUGUACUUUAAUCUCGAAAAGAAAUCAUCAAUAAUACGAAAGUACACGUACGACGAAUAUUAUGAAAUUGAUAGAUGGAGUGAUGAUAUAAUAUACGAAGAAGGUUGUAAAAUUGGAAUCAAACGAAUAGCUCAGUGUACAGACGAGUAUGAAAAUGAAGAAAUAUUGACAGUAACUGCAGAAGAAUUACGAAGUACACGAUAUUAUAAAGGAACAUUGUUUACCUUCAAUGUUUAUCCGUUUGAUGUCAAUACGCAGCAGAUGGAAUCUAUAUCGCAACCUUCAGUGUGCGCUAACGGAGGAUUUCCAAACAAAAACGGUUGUACGUGUCCUCCCGGUUUCAAAGGCAAUACAUGCGAACACGGUUGCGGACCGAACAAGUUUGGCGUCGACUGCACCGGAAUAUGUUCAAUGCGUCAAACACAAUGUCGGCAGAUGAUGUUUUGUACCAAAGGUUUUGGGUGCAACUGUCCGGCGGGAUAUAGAGGAGGCGAUUGUACCACAGAAUGUGCGAGUGGUACGUACGGCGUAAAUUGCAACCAACUAUGUUCAGAGCGAUGUAAUUCAACAUCAUGUGACGCUUACACCGGUGCUUGCAACACAGGAUGUGCGUCUAGCUACAUAGCACCGGAUUGUAAAGAAAAGUAUCCGUGGCUCAAAUCUCCACCACAGCUUGAGUCGUCGGAUUUGAAGUCACUAAAAUUGAAAAUUGAUUUUAAUUCAGAAAACAUACAAGGCAGUAGAAAUGUUAACUCUGUCUACUACCAAAUCAUAUUUAAGACCACGUCAAAUGAAUCGGAAUUCAAACAAUUGGAACUAAAAGAAAUCAGAGAACAAAACUCCGUUAUAGAAAUCAUAGACAAUCUCAAACCAGGAAUAUCAUACUCCUUUGGUGUGAUGCUAGUUGCAGAAGACGGAAAUUCCAACAAAGAGGAUAUACAAAUAGUGAAUUACACAACCAAGUGCCUAUUGUCAAGAAACAUAAAUUAUGACGUAAGCUUAUUGAGUGGUAUAGACUACAUCAAUGUUACUUGGAACAAGCUUAAUGAUCAAAACGAAGAAGACUGCUAUAUAACAGGUUACUUGUUGAAACUUAUGAUGGUGAACACACCUCUACAGCAACAAGGUUUUUCAGAAGAAGUAAUAUCCAAUGAUAAUCAUGGAUAUGUAUUUGAAAAUCUACUAUAUGGUGAAAAAUACGCAGUUCAAGUAACAGCAAUAUCGGCUACGGGUCACGCUAAAGCAUCUGAAAUAUCAUAUAUUUACACUGAGCCGUAUGGAUUUGUGCAAAUAAGAAACAUAAAAGCCAAACUAAACCAAAGUUCAUCACUCAUAAUAACGUGGGAUGUUGACGAAAAAUACGCAAAUACGCCGUUACAUUAUAACAUUAAAUACAAGAUCAAUAGGUAUUUUAGUUGUUCAAACGAGAUCAUAGCAAAUAUAUGGACAUCGAUAUUAGUUUACAAUCAGACGCGAAUCGAAAUCUGGGAUUUGAUACCAAACACACAGUAUGUUAUAAAAGUUGAACCCACAAUUAAAGGAUAUACUUACAACGACAAUACUAAUAUUAUUUUCGUAAAAACGCCUAUCUCUAAUCCAAAAUUAAUACCUAUAAUGACCAAUGACGAAAAUGGUUCGUACAUAACCAAUCAAAGCGCAUACUUCAAUUGGACGAUAAACAAGACCGAGUGUUCUAAACUAAAUGGUUUAUUUCAAGGAUACCAGGUCAUACUUAAAGUUAGCAUAAUUAUAGCUUUUCAAUACCAACACCUAUAUAUAUACAUUUAA